UUUCUCUAAUUUUUUUUAUCGAAAUUCCAACUCCAACGACCACACUUCUUUAAAUGAGGGCUUGAAUUCCUCGCUCUAAAGGAUUUAAUCGAUUCUGGAAUAAAUGAAGUUGAAGAUCAACAAAGCCUGCGAUCUUGGCUCCAUCUCUGUUUUUCCUCCUCAUACAAGGAGAUCAAGCCUGCCGCCGAGUGUACCGCAAUCAUCACAGCUUAGAUCACAGCCAUCACAACAAUCGAUCUCACAGGGGAUUUCUUCUCAGCAUGCCUUGUUUUCUCAGAUCUCACAAAACUCACUCGAUGAAAUCGUGACAACUGAUCAUAGAUUUGGUUCCCAAGAGCGAGAGAAUGUUGCCAACAAGAUUUCUUGUUUGGUUCCAAACAAAUUCACAAGAGAAGAUAGUCAAGUGCCGAUUUCUAGAUCUUCCACUGUGCGCAAAUGGAAUUCUGUUUCUGCUCCAGAGCAUCGAUGUCAAACUUCAGAAGAACUUGAGCACCGGAUGUCAGUGAUUGAAACUUCAUUGAACAGAUUUGGGAUGAUCUUAGAUUCUGUUCAAAGUGAUGUAAUGCAGGUGAACAAAGGAACAAAAGAAGUGUUGCUGGAAAUGGAAGGGAUGCGGCAGAGGUUGAUUGCUGAAGAUACCUCUCUACAUCUAAUGAACAAGGGUCAAGAAGAUAUCAAAGCCAGUCUUGAUGGCAGCAUGAAAGCUAUAUCAGAUCAACUAAACAAUGCUGUAUAUGGUGACAAGUUACAAAACAUCUUCUUCGUGCUUUCUACUUUACCAGAACAGAUGGAAGCUUCUUUAAUCAAACUACAAAACGAGCUUUGCAACUCCUUCACCAAAGAAAUAAAGGCAAUCGCUGGCAAUGUGAAGACUCUCAUCCAAAAUGGUCCAGUUGCUUCUGGUCUUCCACCUAAGAUAAGAAGUACGCAAUACUCGGACUAUUGGCUCUACUGUUACUGUCUUCACUUCAAAAUUCUAAUACAUUCUCUUGCUUCUAGACAAGCUGUGCCUCAAAAGGUUUAUGAGCAAACCUCUCUAGCUCCAGAGGUAGACAAAGGAGGUUGGAAAUAUGUAAAAAUGAAGCAACCUGCUACAAAUGAAAGGACAUACCGCAAAGAAAACGACAAGAGUAAAGGAGUUUCGUCUGUUGAACAGGAAACAUACAGAAUCUUAAUUGAAUCAGAUGAAGAGAUUGAUGCAGGGUUUUCCUGCUUGCUUAGCGGCAAGGAAACAGAUGGCACAACAAACAUUUCGAUAGAGGAAGCAAAGGAAGAGACCGAACGAAUUUUGAGGAAAGCUAGGCGGCGAAAGAGAAAGUCCCAUAAUACCAUAAUUAUUAACUGAAGGUACCAACGCAGAUAAUAAGCAUA
Hibiscus syriacus is the source of this 1371-nucleotide messenger RNA. RefSeq names its product putative recombination initiation defects 3. Bases 104 to 1345 code for a protein of 413 amino acids. Gene Ontology annotation, cellular component: nucleus. The transcript has 10 exons. Gene Ontology annotation, biological process: chromosome organization involved in meiotic cell cycle; embryo sac development; meiotic DNA double-strand break formation. The record is from RefSeq and is a predicted model, not a curated record. Lineage: Eukaryota; Viridiplantae; Streptophyta; Magnoliopsida; Malvales; Malvaceae.